GCAGCGACAAAUACUGGCUUUCAUGGUGCUGGGCGCCCGCAGGGUGGUGGGUUUCGGGCGGGGGGCGGCGGGGAAUUCCAGGGCAGGCGGAAAUGAGCAAUGAGCAAUGAGCAAUGAGCAGUGAGCAGUGGAGGGAGGAUAACAGCAUUUUGUAUAAUAUCCUACAGGGAGGAGGGAGGAACAGAGUGGUCCGCUUCUUUAAUUAACAACUACAAAGAAUGACCGUAACCUAUCGUGGCCUUCGCUGCCGCGAGAGAGAGAGAGAGAGAGAGAGAGUACAUGUUAAUAAGGGCUUGCGGGAAUAAUCUCGAAUGUAGUCGUUGGCAGGUGAGUAGCAUUGUGUUUCCUCGAUUCUCUCAGCAUGUACACUAGGGAUCGCAUGCAUGUUGACCUACCCCUCGGCGAGAUUCAACCUUUAGACGGACAUGGUAACUGGCAGGUAGUUAAUGAGGUCUUGAGUGGAGGUCCGCUGUUUCUUUUGUCCGGGCAGUAUGUGUUUUCCUUGUAUACGACGGGAAUUGCAAGGCUUGCAAGUCCUCGUAAGUUAAUAUGCUUACGGCUCGUGGGCAGCUCGGCACGUUUCUGAGAUUCUUCUUCGCGGUGUAUCGCAGCCAAGCAGAAGCGUUGUUAUAUUGUUUGCAGGUUGCUGACCUUAGGGUGCUGUCGUACGCUGUUAUUAGAGCUCUCACCGACCGCGCUGUCCGCGAGCUCUAUGUCAUGUUCUCCGCUCCGUGUUUAGGACCUCGCGGUGCGGCAGCCGUAACUACGGCCAGAUUCGUUUAAAAAAUCUAUAUCACGCGCUUGUCACUUUGCCUAAUUGAGGAGAAGAUCUCCGUGCUUUUCUGACUCUCUCUAUGACGUCUCUGACUGCAAUGGCAGCCAGAUCCCAAACAUCGAUUCAAUUCGAUGGCUGCGUUGCCGUAGAUCUCCUUUCUCUGUUGUUGUGUGUGUGUGUGUGUGUGUGUGUGAGAGAGAGAGAGAGAGAGAGAGAGAGAGAGAGAGAGAGAGAGAGAGAGAGAGAGAGAGAGAGAGAGUUGNGUGAGAGAGAGAGAGAGAGAGAGAGAGAGAGAGAGAGAGAGAGAGAGAGAGAGAGAGAGAGAGAGAGAGUUGAUUGAGGAUGACAGUGAUCACGAGGAUGCGCUAUGAUUGUUCGGUCUCUUUCCUUGUGUGUGUGUGUGUGUGAGAGAGAGAGAGAGAGAGAGAGAGAGAGAGAGAGAGAGAGAGAGAGAGAGAGAGAGAGAGAGUUGAUUGAUGAUGACAGUGGGCACGAGGAUGAUCUCAUUGGGAUGAUUGCGGUUUCUGCCAACGGGCUUCCAAAGUCUGUGUAAAGCGGUUGUCGAGUUCGCCCCCUUUCGGCUUUCAUUCGCGUGCACUUGAUUAGUCAGGCAUAGAUUGAACUUGUACAUCCCACACGGUAGAAGCAAUCUCCGACGCAAAUGAAAGCGCAGAACAACAGCGAAAUGUGAUGUGGGGCGUUUCCUUUGUUUCUUAGGGUUAUCCAUGUCUGUGUAGGGUGGGGAUGUUGUGCAUAGUCUCCUCUCUGCUGCGUCGACGUGAUUAGCUCUGUCUGUCUAUCGGCUAUUCUGUUUCCUGCUUUCUUUGUCAAUCACCUAUUUCUUUUCGAUGCUUAGCGGCUGGCAUGUACAAACGAACAAAUGGGUCUCUUCUCUGUUGUGUGGGUAAGUGGAUCCCAUUGAAAAGAUUGAUUAAGUUUUUUCCAGAUCCCUUUUUGCGUCAAGGGUGGGGACCACACUCUGCGGUCUUGUUGUUGGUACGGAUUCACGAACAGAUUCAUGAACAGUUGUGAACCUGAUGAUGCGUCUCUCUCUCUCUCUUCCCCAGAGAUGAUGCGGGCAUAAGAUGGAAGCUACAGAAUGACUUCGUGCAGUUAGCUUUUGGACUUCUGGUGUCGGAGAAUGAGAAUGAAUUUGAACGGGAAAAGAGACUGAAGGAAGGCUCGUUUCUGAUCGCGGUAGAAGCAGAAAGAGUGCGGACAAUGUAAAGGGGAAGAAGAGCAAGGGGAAGUAUUGGAAGUAGACCCACGAGGGAAAGGUUCGAUGUAAGUGGAGAUAGAGAGAGAAGACGACUGUGGUUGACAUUACAUACGACAAUGAAGACGAGGACGAAUAAUUGCUGUCGUCACCGGAAUAGAACGGACGGUCAUUAUAGCUCUAGUGAGACUGAAUGGUAGCCAAAAUAGAGUUACUGGGCGUUCUAUUCGGGUGAAGACGGUAGUAACGAGAGGGGAAAGGGGGCAAUGGCAAUGAAAGAGAUGGAGAUAGUGAUGUUGUCCACCUCGGUUGUGUACACGAGGGGGGUGAUGUUGUGCGGUGUGGAGGAGAAGAGGAGAAAGAGUUUCACACUUGCAGAAACUGAUGGAGGAAUGAUGGUGGUGCUGAUGAAUCCGAGAUUGACAAGCGGUAUUAUAAGUGAACGCGGUGAUGUGGACGGUGAUCGUGAGUCAGAUCAUGCGUUAGACGCGCUGAUGACGAGAUUGAUUGGAAUGCUGACUGAUUAGGGAAGGAGGACAACAUGAGCGUGGUAGGCAGCAACCUCUUUACUAAUGCGGCGGUUCUUUCUGCAGGCAAUGCGUGUAGUUAGCUAACGGGGCGAGUUGAUUAGUGAUGAUCAACAUCGAAACAUCGAUGCUUAAUGAUGUUGAAAAGACGUGGUAAUGAUGAUGUGAUGAUGAUGUGAUGAUGAUGAUCCUUCACGAAUUUGACGGGCAUGAUGUCAAGUACGGUUCUUUGCCUUCGCCUUCCCUACUGAUCUUUUCUUCCUCUUUCCUCCUCUCUAUCCUCCUGUCUGCUGAUUUAUCAAGGCGAUUAUUGAUACUGUUGCAACUUAUCGCUGUUGUGGAGUUCAAGUGGCCAGUCAUUCGAUACCAGCGUUCACGAUCGCGGCGAGUGGUGAUAGUUUGUACCACAUUUCGAUUGGCGACUGAUUUUCAGUGGAGGUGGUGCUCGUAAAAGAUGGUCGAUCAAUGACUGGCCUUACUCUUUAAUGUUAUUGUGGCAUUUGUUUGGUUAUAACCGCUUACCAUCUAUCUUCUGUUGUGUGAUGCCGUGGUCCGUGUAUACCGCGUAACACCCCGUCGUCUUUGUGCUCUCACUUAUUUGCAACACGAGUUCUGUCGUGGGAAGUAAGAAUUUGAUCAUUACGGUAUCCCGUUAAUUAACCUUGUGAUUGGUUCUCUUUUGGUGUCUUCCACGAUCUCCGAACUGCGUCGGGCCCUAUAAAAUUCGAGCCUCACAACAUGCGGGCCGUAUAGAAUUCGAGCCUCACAAUUCGCGUAUCUCCAGACUCCGACGGGCCCUAUUUUGGUAGCUGGAGACUGCUAUCCCCGAGACCCUAUUCGACGCCGGUACCGGUUAUUUAUGGGAAGAAGGGCAUUAGGGCCUUGAUUUUCGAAUCCGAAACGUCGUGGACGCAGGCCCUUUGGUCGAGAAAUUGAAACGGUGCCGGGCGCACCUGUUCCCUGACGGUCGCACCGUUGCCUCUCGGUUUGUCAACCUCUCUCUUCUUCUUCCCUCUAUUUUCAGUGCACCCGGCCGUGAUCUUGACCAGAUGCAUGCGCCAGUUUCACAACACAGCAGCACAAGGUGACACACACACACACACACAGACACAGAGGCCCUUUACACGUGACGUGUGUGUGUGGUUGUGUGUGUGUGUGUGUGAGAGAGAGAGACAGAGAGAGAGGUGCUUUACACGCGCACGUAUGUGUGUGGGUUUUGGUGUGUAUGUGUGUGUCUGUGUGUGUGAGAGACGCUUUACACUCGCUCGUGUGUGUGUGUGUGAGAGAGAGACCGCACACACACGCACACGCACACACGCACACACGCACACACGCACACACCACUCUGCUCCUUACUUCGUAGUUGGCGAUCGUGGAGGGUGCGCUGGACGGAUAAGCCUGAAGAAC
This is a messenger RNA of Chara braunii, 3925 nucleotides long. NCBI's taxonomy places the organism in Eukaryota, Viridiplantae, Streptophyta, Charophyceae, Charales, Characeae. The record is from the annotation of a GenBank genome assembly.